AUGGUGCGAGAAGGGAUAGUAUUGGGUCACAAAACUUCCUACAAGGGAAUUGAAGUUGACCAAGCAAAAGUGGAAGUGAUAUCUAAACUUCCACCUCCUGUUAAUGAGAAGGGUAUCAAGAGUUUCUUAGGCAACGCAGGUUUUUACCGCAGGUUCAUAAGAGAUUUCUCAAAAAUCGCAAAAUCACUGACCACUCUAUUGGUUAAGGAUAAGGCAUUUGUGUUCGACAAAGAAUGCACCAUGGCCUUUGAGACAUUGAAGAGAAAAUUGAUUUUAGAACCCAUUGUUAUUGCCCCCGAUUGGUCUCUUCCGUUUGAGAUCAUGUGUGAUGCUAGUGAUAUUGCUGUAGGGGUAGUCCUAGGACAAAGAAGAGAGAAGUUAUUACAUGUCAUUUACUAUGCUAGUCAUGUGUUGAACCUUGCACAAAUGAACUAUGCAACCACUAAGAAAGAGUUAUUGGUCGUGGUUUAUGCAUUUGACAAAUUCAGGUUUUACUUGUGGGAUGACCCAUUCCUAUACAAGAGAGGAUUGGAUGGGCUGAUCAGAAGAUGCAUCUCGGAGGAGGAACAAAGGGAUGUAGUUAGAGCUUGUCAUGACUCGAAUUAUGGAGGACACAUCAGUGGUGACCGAACAACGGCCAAAGUUCUUCAGUCAGGUAGAAUAUACUUCAUUGGGACAUUUCCACCGUCCUUUGGAAAAAAUUACAUCUUGGUAGCAGUAGACUACGUAUCAAAGUGGGUGGAAGCAGUGGCAUUGCCCACCAAUGACUCUAAAGUGGUUGUGACAUUUCUGAAGAACAAUAUCUUUUCGAGAUUUGGGGUGCUGAGAGCACUUAUUAGCGAUGAAGGUACUCACUUUUUGAACAAAUUGAUGGAGAAUCUGCUGAAGAAAUAUAAUGUUAAACACAAGAUCGCCACUCCGUAUCACCCUCAAACGAGUAGUCAGGUCGAAGUUUCCAACAGGAAGAUAAAGCAAAUCUUGGAAAAGACGGUAUGCACAUCUAGGAAAGAUUGGGCAGUGAAGUUAGAAGAUGCACUAUGGGCAUACGGGACGUCUUUCAAAAUGCCCAUAGUGGAUGAGUCCCGAAUCCUUCGGCUUCAAGAGUUAGAAGAGUUUCGGAGUCAAGCUUAUGAGAAUGCCAAACUCUACAAAGAAAAGACAAAGAAAUGGCACGAUCAGAAGUUGCUGAGAAAGGAGUUUAUCGAGGGACAACUGGUGCUCUUGUUCAACUCCAGAUUAAAGCUCUUUCUAGGAAAGUUGAAAUCUAGGUGGUCGGGUCCGUUUUUUGUUCACAAAGUGUUUUCCCAUGGAUCAAUAGAACUUAAAAAUCCAAGUAAUGGGGAUACAUUUAAGGUGAACGGACAAAGGGUGAAGCACUACUACAAGGGGCAGGAAAGUGGUCUGAUCGAUAAUGUUCUUCUCCAAGGAUGA
Lathyrus oleraceus (garden pea) is the source of this 1431-nucleotide messenger RNA. RefSeq lists its product as uncharacterized. The record is from RefSeq and is a predicted model, not a curated record. Gene Ontology annotation, biological process: DNA integration. Gene Ontology annotation, molecular function: nucleic acid binding. The transcript has 4 exons. Lineage: Eukaryota; Viridiplantae; Streptophyta; Magnoliopsida; Fabales; Fabaceae. The coding region runs from base 1 to 1431 and encodes 476 amino acids.